AAAUUUAGAUCCAACGAUGAAGCGGCAAUUCGACGCCGGAGAAACCGAUUGGGCCAAUUUCACCGGCGGCGAUCAUGUGAAGAAGAUGAAGAAGGAGAUGUUAGAGUUGGAGGAAGAGAGGAAGUUACCGAUGAAGAGGCAAUUUGAAGCUAACUGUGCAGCUAAAGUCUCCGGCGAUUUGAAAAAGAUGAAGCAGGUUAUAGAGUCGCCGGAUGCGGAUGCGGAUGCGGAUACGGAGGCGGUGUUGUUGAAUGAGAAUCUACUGUACGAAGUACUGAAACACGUUGACGGGCGCACGUUAGCUACGGCGGCGUGCGUUAGCAAACAGUGGAAUCAAACGGCCCUAGAUGAGCGGCUAUGGGAGCUGAUCUGCACAAGACACAGCUGUAACCAACAGCAACAGCUCCGAGCCGUCGUCCUCGCUCUCGGCGGCUUCCGGCGUCUCUACUCACUCUACCUCUGGCCACUCUCAAAGCCGUCGCCGUCUCCAUCGGCGUCUUCUUCGAAUCCACCGGCUUCCGCCUGGCCUUGCCUUCCUCCGGCGCCUACUCGGCCGUUGAAAUACGCUGCUGCAAACACCAGAUGGGGAAAAGACGAAGUUAAUCUCUCGCUAUCGCUGCUAUCAAUUCGGUACUACGAGAAGAUGAAUUUCAAAGCUAAUAAAUAAAUAAACUUAAUUGAUAUAAUUAUAUAUUCAAUUUCGUAAUUUUAACAUUAUAUUAUCCUAAUUUUUCCGCUUAUGGUUUGGGUUUUUACAGUAUUUUGAAUCAUUUAUGCUUUAGAUCUAUAUAUCUGUUAUGUAACAUAUGUAAGCUUUUAAUAUUUUUUUCCAAUUAAUGUAAAUUGAGGACUGAUAAAUUUAAGUUGUGAUUCUAAUUACUAUGUUAA
Solanum lycopersicum (tomato) is the source of this 888-nucleotide messenger RNA. RefSeq names its product F-box protein GID2 (gene GID2). Gene Ontology annotation, biological process: regulation of gibberellic acid mediated signaling pathway; gibberellic acid mediated signaling pathway. Gene Ontology annotation, cellular component: SCF ubiquitin ligase complex. Lineage: Eukaryota; Viridiplantae; Streptophyta; Magnoliopsida; Solanales; Solanaceae. The record is from RefSeq and is marked validated. Gene Ontology annotation, molecular function: protein binding.